GCUGAGACAGGAAGUUUGUUCCAAGGUAUAAUGGGAUAUUGUUGGGGGUGAGCCAAUGCCAAUAGGUGUGGAUGACCACCGGGUUGGGUUAGUCGAUACUAUCUAUUGAUUCUAUUCAAUAGACACACCGAUAUUUACUUUAAUAGACGGGUUGAUUCCUACUUGGAUGUUUUGGAAGCCCCUGAAUGGAAACGGCAUAAGAAAGCUAUCCUUUCUAUAUAUCAUUCUAUAUUUCUUACUUCUUUCUCCCGAUAUCAGACGUGUCUACCUUACGAACCCUACUAGAUACAUACUACUAUCUAUACACACGACCUCCUCUUUCAGCCCAGCCCUAAUCCUACUCGUGUGCUUCCCUCUGGUGACAAUAUCAAAAAGAAACCACAAUGCAUCCCCCAUCAAACUCCAUCCUCCACCACAUGCACAAGCUCUCCGAAGCAGCAAGGACAAGGAGAGCACGCACAGUCAACAGACAAGACACGAGGCCGCCACCACCACCAUACACCCCACGAGAGAAAGAGGACGACCGUGUCGAUGUCGAUGAUAAUGACGAUGACGACAUCGACGAGGAGGACUAUGACGAUGAGUUCGACGAGUACAACGAAGAGGAGAGCAACAGUACCUGUUUCCACGAGAAGACUACCAGCAGCAGCAGGGUAACCCUCCACAUCGACGCAUCGAUCAGUAUAUCCGGAGACAGAAACACGAUCAUCUUACCCUGCAGACCCAGCUUCGCCCCGUCUACCACUCCUCCUACAACGACAGGGUCAUCAUUAGCUACACCAUCCCCCAUAGGCACCCUCCACUCCCUCCAGCGCCAACAACAACCAAAGCUAGCAUCUCUAGCUACAGAAAUCAUCUCCGCAGCUCUACAAGACCGAAGAAGGAUAUAUAUCCCUUCUAAUGGAAGAGGACAGCCAUCACCAGUACCGCUACCACCGGCACCACCCGUGGACGUCAAGAUCGACGUAGGGGUGAAGGUGAGGGGAUCCGGUAACGUUGUGUGCUUGGGUGCGAAGGCUGGUGGACCUGUUAGGAAACGGAGGCAGGAGAUGGCGUCUAGUGGGGAGGUGAUGGGGGGGAGGAAGAGACGGGCUCAGUCUGAGCCGUGUGAUAUGCCCAGGACGAAGAGAGUGUAAAUGGGGUCAGACUGUUUUCCUUCUACGCUUCUCCCAAUGAUGGAGGAAUCGAAAAGCUUGAAUGUAUUGCGUGUAUGAUGCGUGAUUAAUUACUGUGUUGGUUUAAUGUACGGUUUAUAUGAGGUUUCAUAAUGUCUUUGGGUAACUAUAUUGAUUGACUCUGAUGUGGAUGAUUGACGCUCUUACCCGCAUACAUAUAUAUUCAAUACUCUUCCUUUCCC
Messenger RNA from Aspergillus campestris IBT 28561, 1357 nucleotides. RefSeq lists its product as uncharacterized. The record is from RefSeq and is a predicted model, not a curated record. Bases 384 to 1136 code for a protein of 250 amino acids. NCBI's taxonomy places the organism in Eukaryota, Fungi, Ascomycota, Eurotiomycetes, Eurotiales, Aspergillaceae. The transcript is spliced from 2 exons.